Osmerus eperlanus (European smelt) is the source of this 2542-nucleotide messenger RNA. RefSeq names its product paired like homeobox 2A (gene phox2a). Gene Ontology annotation, biological process: regulation of transcription by RNA polymerase II. Lineage: Eukaryota; Metazoa; Chordata; Actinopteri; Osmeriformes; Osmeridae. Gene Ontology annotation, molecular function: RNA polymerase II transcription regulatory region sequence-specific DNA binding; DNA-binding transcription factor activity, RNA polymerase II-specific. The coding region runs from base 332 to 1228 and encodes 298 amino acids. The transcript is spliced from 3 exons. The record is from RefSeq and is a predicted model, not a curated record.
AGCACGGGAGUAAGAGAGACACAGAGUGGACGUGAACGAAAGACAAAAGCGACUGACUGAUGAACAUAUAAAAAGACAGAGGAUAUUUCAGAAACAAGAAAGGAAAAUAGCCUUAUUAAAAUUGGAUCAAGGAAAACAAGAAAUCUGAAAAACAGAGUGCGACUGGGACUUGCACUGCAAACCUAACGGUGAUACCUCCUUGGAGAUAUUAGAGACAUCUUUCCGCAGUCUCUACGGUAUUGUCCACGUUUAAACAUUCUAAGUGUAGAACGUUGAAGUUUUGAUUUUAAACCGGGAUCCAGCGCUCCAAGAGUUGGCCUUACGCGCCUCCAUGUAUAAAAUGGAUUACUCCUACCUGAACUCCUACGACUCGUGCAUGGCGGCAAUGGAAGCGUCGGCCUACGCGGACUUCAGUUCAUGCAGCCAGGCUAGCUCGUUCCAGUAUAACCCGAUUCGGACUGGCUUCACCAACCCGGGCUGCACGCCCCUCAGCACCGCGAGCUGCACGCUGGGCGCCCUGCGCGAACAUCAACCAACACCCUACUCCACAGUACCCUACAAAUUCUUCUCCGACCCGUCUGGUUUGAACGAGAAACGGAAGCAACGGCGCAUCCGGACCACUUUCACCAGCUCCCAGCUGAAGGAGCUGGAGCGCGUGUUUGCGGAGACUCACUACCCAGACAUCUACACUCGAGAGGAGCUGGCCCUCAAGAUUGAUCUGACUGAGGCGCGGGUGCAGGUCUGGUUCCAGAACAGGCGUGCCAAGUUCCGUAAACAGGAGCGUGCGGCAAACUCUAAAUCCGGUAACGCCAACGGGGGUAGUAACGGGAGUACUGGCAGCAACGGAGGAAAGAAGGGCGAGCCCAGGUCUUCUUCAGACGACGACGAAUCAAAAGAAUCCACCUGCAGCCCAACUCCCGACAGCACUGCCUCCCUGCCCGGCUCAGGCAAUGGGAACAUGGGCAGUCCGGCUAGCUUGAGCCCCAGUCCAGCACCUACUAAUGGUGGCUACGCUAACACUUCCAGCUCCCCUGUUCUGCAGGGGCUCAAGCCCCCCAGCUGGCCCAGUCUGGGCCCCUCUAACCCCAGCAUGGCCCAACCCGCUUCCCAGGCUCCGGAGCUGCUGAAGGCCUGGCAGCCAGCAGACAGUAUGACUGGACCGUUCGCUGGCGUGCUGUCCACCUUCCACAGAAAACCCAACCCUGGACUGAAGACAAACCUGUUCUAGACAUCAGACAAUGUUUCCCUGCUCCACAGACUCCUGGCUCUGGAGACUAGAUCCUAAAGAGAGACACCGAGCAGAGACCAGUAUACCUAUAUCUAUACCACCCUAUUUACACCGCCCCCCUACCCCCACCCAAACCCCUUUAAUUUAUUACAUCCGCAACUGUUCAAUGAAAACUGUAUGUGUGUGUAUGUUUAUCUGGACAGGACUGGGAUAACAGCGUGUAGGUUCCUAAUUCUCACUCAACAAAUACAAAACGGAGACAAAAGAACCUACCCCCAAAAACACACACAAACACACACACAAACACACACACAAACACACACAAACACACACAAACACACACACAAACACACACACAAACACACACAAACACACACACAAACACACACCCAGACACACACACAAACUUAGUAUUAAAGUAGUUGGGAGACAUUGUCGUGCACUUAGUGGCCCCCCAGUGACAGUAGCUCUGACUAGAAUUGUAAUCAGAGGGAGAAGACAAACACAGUGUCUCCCAGGGCAGAAAUUAGGGGACAAAAACCUGUUACCAGCAAGCACAACUUCCUCUAAGCCCUGAACAGAGGCACCCCCAAAUCCCUGGAGCAGGAGAGGGCACCCCCAAAUCCAAUUAGAACCACUGGGACCAGACCAGACCCCUCCGCCCCAGACCCCUCCGCCCCAGACCCCUCCGCAACUCGGCCCACCUCACCGCGCCCUCUCAGUGACAACCCCAAACACUACUGCUACUGUCUCACUGGCACAGCAGCCCCCCCCCCCUCUCUUUUUCUCUCUCUUUCUAACACACACACAUACCCACACACAGUUCCCAGCUCAAACAUCAAGAACACACACAUGGUUCCACCCGUGAGACAGCCUCCUUCCCUCCUCGUCCCUGGCGUGGUUGACUCAGCAGAUGGAGAGAGGUCACACGUCCCAGUGUCCCCUGCUGCGGACACAUGAACACUGUCGUGGGACAAGUUUACCAGACACCCUUUACCUUACUGUCACGACCAUGGUCGUCAUCCUCGAGUCGAAAUCCAGUGCCACACUCACACUGCUGCCCCGUGCUGCCUCACUGUGUGUGUGUGUGACCACGUACAACUGUAAGCCCUUUUGAAACAGAUAGAUAUCCAAUGUUGUGAGUUAAGAAAAUUAUACUGUAAAUAGUAAUAUAAGUAUUAGGUAGUGUCCCCGUCCCCCCCUACAGCUUUGGAAUGGUGGUGUGUGAGGCAGCUUGUGGGGAGGGGCUGGAGCAGUCCUGUGAAGGUUAGAGGUACUGAAGGUUAUAGCACUACUGUCAUAUUCUGUCUAAUA